This is a messenger RNA of Neltuma alba, 2036 nucleotides long. Its product is annotated as adenine nucleotide transporter BT1, chloroplastic/mitochondrial. Bases 547 to 1734 code for a protein of 395 amino acids. Lineage: Eukaryota; Viridiplantae; Streptophyta; Magnoliopsida; Fabales; Fabaceae. Gene Ontology annotation, biological process: transmembrane transport. The record is from RefSeq and is a predicted model, not a curated record. The transcript has 3 exons.
CGGAGCAAAGGGGAAAGAAGCCAAACGACGUAAAAAUCUCAUCACUCACCGAUAUGUGCACUCGAUUCGAUUGCACAAUUGGGAAAUCGGUUUUUAAGAAAACAGGGAAUCAGAAAAACCUACUAUAUUUAUACACAUUCUCACAUGUUAUAUCCCGUGUAGCGUCGGAGAAAGAGAGAAUCAGUUGCCGCGGGGGCGGAACUGGAGACACACAGAUUCACCUACACGGCAACCUUCCUUUUACUAUCUGUACCUUCAAGCUUCUCUUGCUUCUGGCUUACUUUCGCUUUCACCGCCGUCGGAGACGGAUUAUUCAAAAACCAGUGCUGUUUUUUUACGCAUAAAGUCGCUCGCACUCCGAACGUAAAUCAGAGUAUUGGUUUUUCGUUAUCUCUUAUUCCCUUGGGUUUAGAACGAUUUCUUUGUAUGCGCAUUUAGCCGGAAACAAAUUUCCCUCCCCAUUGUAUCCUCUACACGUCCGAAGCGUUUGAACUCGAUGGAUUUAUAUUAAACCCUGGCAGAUACCUUAUCCUAAGGCUUGAAUUGAUGGGAAGGGGAGGGAUUCCGUCAAUUGAUGACAAAAGAGAUAGGCUUUUCUCAAUCUCUGAUUUGGGGUCUCCAUCUCCAUGGGGUAUUCAAGAUGGCUAUUAUCCACCCGGAGGCUUAUUUGCCAGCGUGAAUCAGAUUGGAAUGGGGUUUGGCGCUCAACCCAGCUCUUCUGAUUCCCCCAACAAUGGCGACGAAAAACUUCCCUAUGCUGAAUUGUUCGUGAAGUAUGUGCAGUCACUGGGCAAAGUUGAGAAUGAUGGAGUAAAGGCAGAGGAAAGGAAUAAAAGCCGGAAGAAGGGUGGUCUUCAACUGAAAAUUAAGAUCAGAAAUCCUUCGCUAAGGAGGUUAAUUAGUGGCGCCAUAGCUGGGGCCGUGUCCCGGACCGCAGUGGCACCUUUGGAGACUAUAAGGACUCAUUUAAUGGUUGGAAGUAGCGGCCAUUCUUCUACUGAGGUGUUCGGCAAUAUUAUGAAGACUGAUGGCUGGAAGGGAUUAUUUAGGGGUAAUCUCGUUAAUGUGAUUCGGGUUGCACCUAGCAAGGCCAUAGAGCUAUUUGUUUACGAUACCGUCAACAAGAAUCUAUCCCCAAAGCCCGGGGAACAGCCAAAACUCCCUGUAUCUCCAUCAUUGCUUGCGGGCGCCUGUGCAGGAGUUAGUUCUACUAUAUGCACAUACCCGCUUGAGUUAGUCAAGACUCGUUUAACUAUUCAGAGAGGUGUUUAUGACGGUUUGCUUGAUGCAUUCUUAAAAAUAAUUCGUGAUGAGGGCCCUGGGGAACUUUAUCGAGGCCUUGCUCCCAGCCUUAUCGGAGUGAUUCCGUAUUCUGGUACCAAUUACUUUGCCUAUGACACUCUGCGGAAAGCAUACCGAAAAAUUUUUAAGCAAGAGAAGAUUGGCAACAUCGAAACUCUCUUGAUUGGCUCAGCAGCUGGUGCUAUUUCAAGCAGCGCUACUUUUCCUCUCGAGGUGGCUCGCAAGCAUAUGCAAGUGGGAGCUCUUAGCGGAAGGCAAGUUUACAAAAAUGUGAUUCAUGCUCUUGUAAGCAUACUCGAGCAAGAAGGGAUUCCGGGUUUAUAUAGAGGGUUGGGACCAAGCUGUAUGAAGUUAGUACCAGCUGCUGGAAUCUCUUUCAUGUGCUAUGAAGCGUGCAAGAGAAUACUGGUUGAGGCAGAUGGUGAGGAAUAGCCAUGAGAGGCAGAAUUGCAUACUUCUAUUUUUUGCCCCAGGUGGAAUUGCAUGCUUCACGCGUUCGUCUUAUUUAUUUUGCAUCUUCUUUUAAUAAAAUAACUGCAUCUUUUUUCCCCCAGCUUAUUUUCUCCAAGCAAUUGAGGGUGGAUUAUUGGUUUCGCAAGUUAUCUAUAUUUUUACCACUUGACACUUAUAGUCAGUUUUGGCAUUAUCCCGGCUAUGAUGGUUUUGCUUUAGGUGUUACUUGUCACCUAUUCUCAUAUUCUUUCAUGCAUUGUGACUAGUCAGUUUUGGUAGGG